Molecule: messenger RNA, 811 nt
Organism: Chara braunii
Lineage: Eukaryota; Viridiplantae; Streptophyta; Charophyceae; Charales; Characeae
Source: the annotation of a GenBank genome assembly
GCCAAGCCGGGAUGAAAAGAAUCUGAAUCUGUGUUUUUGUUAUCAGAGAGAGAGAGAGAGAGAGAGAGAGAGAGAGAGAGAGAGAGAGAGAGAGAGAGAGAGAGACGGUGCUUACGAAUUGAAGAAAUGACACGUGGCGAAGCAUUGACGAUUCGACUACGAUUGGGCGCAUGGUGUUUGAUAGGGCAACGGUUCCUGAGUGGCUCGGUGAGCGGGGGGAAUGUUCUGCGAUGUCGUGCCCCAACGUGGCGCGUGUCUCCCGCCGUGUCCACGUCUGUUGCUUCGCGUUCAUCCCUGGAUGUUGAUUCACGGCAUGGGAGACCCUCUCUGGAGACUCUAUUGGAGCCUUGCAUUAUCUGUCCCUCACAACAACUCUUAUCCUCCAUGUGUCCGUCAUCAGUGCUGGGAUUUCGGCAUUUCACGGCCCUCGCACGGGCCGAGGCCAUCACCAUGGCCCCAUCGACACUGUUAGAACCUGUGCAAGUGCAUCUGAAGAUGCCAAAGCCGAAAGUUUUGCAAAAAGAGGAGCAUCCUCUGCGAAAUCACAUGAUUUCAAAGUCUGCAUGGAGAGUCCUCAAGGGCUUGAGGAGUGCAGGUCAUGAGUGUUACCUUGUUGGCGGGAGCGUGAGGGACCUCUUCCUUCAGAAGGUUCCGAAAGAUUUUGAUGUGUUAUCAACAGCAAGUCUUAAAGAGUGGAAGAUUUAGAUACAAGUCGUGACCUGACUGGGACUGACCUCUUUCACAUAGUAUAAGAUAGGGAAGCAGAAGGCUAGAAUGCUGAUGACGAGCCCAAUCAAUGUCUCAAUGCAGA